GCAACCAGUAAUUGGGGUGCCAGUGGCUCGCUUCCCUGAACCAUUCCUCCAUCAAGCCAGUACCACUGCCACAACUUUUCAUAUAGGGGUGGAAAAUAAAAAGAAGCCGCCAAGAUGUCUGAAAAAAAGAUGACGUCAAGUCGGAGGCAUAACCUCAAGAGUUUGAUGCUUUCGAUAGCUAAGGCCCUGCUGGAGAAAGAGGCCAAACAGUCUAAGGUAGACAAGGAGACCUACAUGGCACAGAAUUGCCCUGAUCUUUCUUUGCCACACUCAGUGCAAGAACUGCAGGAUCUGUGCAAGAAGCUGCACCAGACCAUCGAUAAGGUUGAUGAGGAGAGAUAUGACUUGGACUCCAAAGUAAAGAAAGCAGACAAAGAGAUUGAGGAUCUUAAGAUUAAAGUGAUUGAUCUGAAAGGAAAGUUCAAGAAACCCACCCUUAGAAAGGUGCGCAUGUCUGCUGAUCAGAUGCUUCAGGCUCUGCUCGGCUCCAAACACAAGGUGUCUCUUGACCUGAGAGCCAACCUGAAACAAGUGAAGAAGGAGGUCAAGGAAGAGGCUGCAGAUGUCGGUGACUGGCGUAAGAACGUUGAGGACAAGGCUGGCAUGGAUGGCAGAAAGAAGAUGUUUGAGGGAGAGGCCUAAAUUUCUGGACAUUUCUUUGUUUACUUGCUCUGAAUACUCUUUACAGGGCAUAGUGUGUCACCUUUUUGCAAUAGUUGGAUUGUAUAUUCCAGUACUAAUGCCUGCUACUUACAUUUGAUUCAUGCAGCAUGUUAGUUCUGAAGGGGAAACGUAUGUUACUGCCAAAGCACUACCAUUAAAUGAGUAGGAAUGAGAAACCUAUACCCAU
Messenger RNA from Hemibagrus wyckioides, 850 nucleotides. RefSeq names its product troponin I type 2a (skeletal, fast), tandem duplicate 3 (gene tnni2a.3). Gene Ontology annotation, cellular component: troponin complex. Gene Ontology annotation, biological process: muscle contraction. NCBI's taxonomy places the organism in Eukaryota, Metazoa, Chordata, Actinopteri, Siluriformes, Bagridae. The coding region runs from base 115 to 642 and encodes 175 amino acids. The record is from RefSeq and is a predicted model, not a curated record. The transcript is spliced from 7 exons.